This is a messenger RNA of Colias croceus (clouded yellow), 1658 nucleotides long. RefSeq lists its product as uncharacterized. NCBI's taxonomy places the organism in Eukaryota, Metazoa, Arthropoda, Insecta, Lepidoptera, Pieridae. The transcript is spliced from 2 exons. Gene Ontology annotation, molecular function: RNA-DNA hybrid ribonuclease activity; nucleic acid binding. The coding region runs from base 173 to 1594 and encodes 473 amino acids. Gene Ontology annotation, biological process: DNA replication, removal of RNA primer. The record is from RefSeq and is a predicted model, not a curated record.
CAUUGUGUUGGUCGUUGAGGGGGACACGGCCCUUGAAAUUGAAACGAAAGCGAACCGUGUCCUUAAUGUAAUAAACGAAUGGGGAAAAGAAAAUAAACUUAAAUUUGCACCACAUAAAACUUGUGCCCUCCUCUCCACGAGGAGGCUGAAAUAUGACGUGCCGCGGCUCGCUAUGGGAAGUGUGGAAAUUAAAUAUUUUUCUCAAAUGAAGAUUUUAGGCCUAACGAUCGACAGCGGCCUCACUUUUAACGCCCACGUCGGGACGGUAUGCCAAAAGGCAAUCGCCCGAUAUAAACUCUUGGCUAGGGCAGCCAGAGUUGGUUGGGGACUUAGCCCAGAUAUUAUAAAAACUAUUUAUGUAGCUGUUAUCGAACCGACUAUUAUGUAUGCAUCGGCAGCGUGGGCACCCACCGUGGAAAAGAUGGGGGUCCAAAAAAGGCUGAACACCGUACAACGGGGGUUCGCCCAAAAGAUCUGCCGAGCAUAUCGGACCGUCUCCCUGAACUCAGCUAUGCUGUUGGCGGGGAUACUCCCCCUUGACCUCAGAAUACUCGAAGUCUCGAGAUUAUAUGGGAUCAAGAAGGGGGUGUCGCACCCAGCGUUGGGAGACAGGGAGGUGGAAAGAAUGGCUCCGGCGAUUGAGGACCCACAUCCGGCAGAGCAGGAAGGGCUGGGGUUCGGGCUGGUGGACGAGGACUCGUAUUCCGACGUGGCUAAUAGCCACGUACAUAGGAUCUACACGGACGGCAGCAAGAUUGAGGGUCGAGUCGGAGCCGCCCUUUCCGUAUGGGAGGGGGAGGCCGAGACGAAGGCCGUCAAGCUUGCUUUGCCGCCGUAUUGCACCGUCUACCAGGCCGAACUCCUAGCGCUCCAAAGAGCAGUAAUUAGAGCCUGCAAGAGUGGAGUGUCGAAGGUCGGCAUCUUCAGCGACUCCAGAUCGGCCCUCCAGGCAGUCACACUCGGUUCCCCCCACCCCCUUGCUGUGCAAACAAGGGCGGCCCUCCGAAAAGCUGCUUUGCAGAGGCGGGAGGUCGCUCUGUUUUGGAUCAAGGCGCACGCAGGGCUAAGGGGGAACGAAAGAUUGGACCAGUUAGCCAAGGAGGCCGCUCUGGGGUCGAAGAGGAAACCCGACUACGAUCUGUGUCCUGUUUCAUUCGUCAAACGUAUCUUGAGACAGGAUACGAUUGACGAAUGGGACAGGAGAUACGAUGUGGGGGAGACGGCUGGAGGCACGAAGCUCUUUUUCCCAAGCGCUGCUGCUGCAUACAAAAUAGUACGGAAAAUAGACAUCACACACCACACCACACAAGUACUGACUGGACACGGUGGAUCCGCCUUCUACUUGAACAGAUUCAAGCUGAAAGAGAAUCCAUCGUGCCUGUGUCAGCCCGGAGUCGACGAGACGGUUUCUCACCUGUUGCUCGAGUGUCCGAUUUUUGCAAGAGAUAGAUAUGUUAUUGAGCAAAAAUUGGGCAUCGUGAUGACGGGUGAGAAUCUGCCUGCGGCCCUGGGGGACAAAAUGAGGAAUGAAUUCCUGGGAUAUUGUAAGUACAUUGUUGGGGUGGUAAACAAACGAAACUGUGAUAAGCUGUGAUGUUAGGGUUAAGUUUUAUUGUUGUGCCGUACUGUUUCAAUUGUAUUUUUAUUGUAAUGUUUUU